Messenger RNA from Lepisosteus oculatus (spotted gar), 6655 nucleotides. NCBI's taxonomy places the organism in Eukaryota, Metazoa, Chordata, Actinopteri, Semionotiformes, Lepisosteidae. The record is from RefSeq and is a predicted model, not a curated record.
UGUAUUUCAUGCAUGAAGUGGUUAAUUCUUGAAAGGAACCCCACUGACAUCAGUCACCUUGUUUUUUCAGGAUCUCCCACAGAAAUGUGUGUGGUUGGAGUUUGAAAGUCCUCAGUAUUUAACAAGAAAAUAAAAAGUUUUGAGUACCUGUAUUAUUAUGACAGGAUUUUGGUAAUGUGCAAUUUUUUUUUUCAGUCUCAAAAAUUCAAUAAGUGUGAAAAGGAUGUUCCUUAGCUAAGCAACAGUGGUAGAUACUACAUGCAUCAAACUGCAUGAGCUACCUGUUGAUAAAAAGACGAGCCACUCUGCAUGUGUUUCUUUCAGCACAGACUAGAUAUGCAGAGAAUGUUUUCUGAAUUGUGAUUCUUCCCCAAGCAAGAUCUAGAGUAUCUUGAACUUGUUCUGGAAGCUAUGACUGCCCCCUUCAAUUUGUUCCUGUUGUUCAGGUGUUUGCUGAGAAGAUGGGUUUGGAGACGGGCUGGAAUUGCCACAUCUCCCUGACACCGAAUGGUGAUGGCCAAGGCUGUGACCUCCCUCCUUCCAGCCCCAGCCAUGCUGGCUCUCUGCACGAUGAUUUGCAUCAAGACUCUCGUGAUGAGGCAGAGGGUCCUCUGCUGUUGGAGGAGGAAGGUCACUCAGAUCUCAUCAGCUUCCAGCCCACAGACAGUGACAUACCCAGCUUCUUGGAGGACUGUAAUCGGGCCAAACUGCCUCGGGGGAUCCACCAGGUGCGUCCCCACUUGAAGAACAUUGACAAUGUGCCUCUGCUGGUGCCCCUUUUCACUGACUGCACCCCAGAAACCAUGUGUGAGAUGAUGAAGAUCAUGCAGGAGAACCGUGAGGUUACCUGCUGCCUGGGAAGCUCAGCUAACUUCAGGAACAGCUGUCUUUUCCUGCAGAGUGAUGUCAGCAUUGCCUUGGACCCUCUGUACCCCUCUCGCUGCUCCUGGGAGACGUUUGGCUAUGCAGCCACUAAUAGCCUAGUGGAUUCGGAGGAGCUCUCCCCUCUGCAGCUGUCCGGCCUCCUCAACAGCCUGGCCUGCUCUGCUUCCUUCCACCAGGAGGAGAGUGUCAGUGUGGUCAAACUCAUUGAGCAGGCUCGCCACACCACCUAUGGCAUCAGAAAAUGUUUCCUUUUCCUGCUGCAGUGCCAGCUUACCCUUGUCAUAAUCCAGUUCCUGGCUUGUCUCCUCCAGCUCCCUCCUCCCAUCAACAUCACUGACCUGCUGUGGCUCUCCUGCUUCUGCUACCCUCUUCUCAGUGUGUCGUUCCUGGGAAAGCCUGCUGACAGCUUGGUGAUGACUGUGGCCACAGGGAAGAACCUGGACUCCAUUCCCAGGAAGACACAACAGUAUUUCCUAGUGUGUUUCCUGCUGAAGUUCAGCCUAACUAUGUGUGCCUACCUGGUGGGCUUUGGCUUCACCCUGGAGGGGUUUUGCAACACUGGCAGUGUGAACUCGACCAACUGCUCCAUCCUUUCCAAGAGUUCUGUUCAGGAUGCCCCCAAGUGGUAUGGGGAGUUCUCCAAUGGUUUGCUGUUGAUACAGAAGGUGAUGGCGGGAUUCCUGGCACUUCACACAGUGGUGAUCUCCCUCAGUCACGUCCACCGCUCCAAACCCCUUUGGAGAAAGAGCCCCUUCAGCAACACCUGGUGGUGCCUGACUGUUCCUGUGGUGUUGCUGGGACAGGUGGUCCAGGCCACAGUGGAUUUCCAGGUGUGGAAGAACCGCCAGUCCUCUGUGACCUUUACCCUGGAAGAUAUCCCCCUGCUGGUGUGGCUGCUGAUGUCAUUGUCUCUGCUGCUGGUGGUGCUAGUGAAUGAGGUGGUGAAACUGCAUGAGAUCAGGGUGCGAGUACGCUACCAGAAGAGGCAGAAGCUACAAUUUGAGACCAAACUGGGGAUGAACUCUCCCUUCUGAGGAUCUUUGAGAGACAGGGAAAGAAUGAGGGACACGGCGUGGCCCUGAGGAGCCUGGAGACUCCCCCCUUUCAUGCUGCAUUGCUGCCUUCACUGGCAGUGAGGGCAGCUGGUCCAAGGCACUUGAGAGCCGCCUGUUUCUCACUCAGCCAGAAAAGAGUCUGCCCCAGCCCUCCUCUGCUCUCCACACACUGAACACUAAUGAUGCCGUGUUGCCAGAGGGAGGAGGGGAGAGUAACGCUGUUGGUAUUUUUACGUGAUAUAUCAUUUUUUUGUAUUUUAACAAUUGUUAGGUUGUAGAGGAAAAGCCCAAAGCAUUCUGACCAAAACCUAUAUUUUGUCUAUAUAAAGGAAAAAAAAAACAGCCAAUGAAUCCAGAAUGUUUUCAGGGGAAGAAUGGGGCUUGGUUCAAAUGCUUGUUCCUUCUUUCCUGUCUUCACUGCCUGUUUACAGCCCCAUCAUGAGGAGAGCUUGAGUACUGCAUGGAGUGGUAAAUGACUGAUGGCAUGAGCCCUGACUCAUGCUCAUGAGCAAGCAGAUUGGGAGAAAGAAACUAAUUUCUGAGCCACGCUGGCCUGAAAUUAGGUCUUUUCCUCUUUAAUAACUGUGCACAGAUUAAUGAGCGCCACUUCAUAGAGAAUGCCUUUUUUGUGAAACUGGCGUUCGUUUAAUACCCGAGUUGUAGCUCUGCGAUCAAGCUUUUCAAACCCCAGUCAGUGAUGCAGUAAAGCACAGCUCUCUGAAAGUUUCACAGUCUACAUACCUCUCCUUUGGUUUGGAAAUACGACUCUUAGCAGGGUAAAUGUAAAAUAGAGCCUUAUACUAUUUUGAAAGCACUGCGUAUUGCUCCUGCAAAUGGUAAUGAAUUUUUCUGUCAUUUUUUUGAUAGAUUUUUACCAUAAAGGGUUGAAGUCUAAAUUACUUCAUUUUCAAAGACGUCUUCUCUCAUGCACUGUUUAUACUGAACUGGGAAUAGUGGUGGCCCCCUCAUCCCAGCUAAAGUGUACAUCAAAAGAUCAUUUCUGUAGCUUUCAACAUUGAGUUUCUUUUCCACAAAGUACCAUAUCUACCUGGGCAUUGUCAAUCAUUUCAUGCGCAUACCCUAGUGGGUUCAGGCUAAGGCUCAAAUCUGGCAGUGCCUCCAGUAAAUUGUACUAUAGAGAUGAAAUGUCAACACAGACUCAAGAUAUGCAUUGAUUUGUCUGAUUGAUGUGUUUUUUGUUGAGGAAUGUUUAUUGUUAAUUUUGUUGCAAAAAAUAUAUAUUUAUUGAUACUGAAAACUUGAGAGAAGUCAUCUUUUGUUGUGUAGUAUUAUAUUUAACUGAAAAUAGAUCAUCACGGUGUUAUUUGCAAAGAAACGGGCAUUGUUACUGCAAGAGCUAUAGCUACCAAAGGGGAAAGUGCUUACAAGCUAAAAACUUGUAAUUUUUGUGUCUCAAAGGUCUUUAGUUGUUGGAGGCUUUUGAGUUCAGUGAUUUGGAUCAGUAGUUGUGGAUCUGUCUUACUGCAACUUUCAAGGAUGUUGUAAAAUAGGUUGAUGUUGUCUUUUAUUUGAAUAUGUUAAAAUUUUAUGAACUUUGAAAUGUAAAAAAACUUGAGUAACAUGCCAACUAAAAAAAGCCCUUUCAUGGCUUUGGAUUUUAAUCUCUUUACUCUCCAUCAUGGAAGUCUUUAAACUCCUGCAACUUUCCUUCAAGUUCCUUAAAAUUGAAACAGGUUAGUAACAGACAGUGACAACAAAAGGCAAAGUUCUCUGUGAAGUACACGUCCUUCACUGUGUUGGUCGUACCACUUAGAGUAUCGUGCAUGAUUUUGUGACUUUUUUUUUUCUCUCCAGUGGAAUUGAGCUCAGUUUAUAUUGUACUGUAUUUGAGAGUUAGUUUGCCUCUGCAUGCAUCUGUCCAUCAGUACUGUAUAUUGGGACCUUCAGGCAAGAGCUCUCAAGCCUUUUAUUUUUUGCUUUGCUGGCAUGUUUUGCUGUUUUUAUCGGAUGUUAUAAAUAUUUAAUGAGGGAUGCCAAAAUAACCCUUAAAAAUGAGAAAAGGAUAAAUCCUUUUACUUGACUUCAGACUGUAAAAGGCUAUCUAUUCCUUUUCAAGUGGCAAUAUCUAAUACAAGGAUAAGGGGGAGCUGGAGUCUAGCUAAGCAAGCAGUGGAUGCCAGUCCAUCGCAGGGCAGACAGACGCACAUACAGUCACACUAGAGCCAAGUAACCUACUGUACCACUAUUUGGACUGUGAAGAAGCCGGAGAACCUGAAAGAAAUACCGUGACUCAUGAGGACAGCAGCCCAGGAAUUGAAAACCAGCACCCCAGUGCUGUGAGGCAGCAAUACUAACCCUUGCACCACAGUAUCGGUAAAGAUUAUGAUCUCAGCCUGCCAUACUUGAGGUAAAAUUGGAAAAGAAAACAUGCUCUCACUUAAGGUAUAUUCUGAACUUUCAUUUGCUAUUUUUAAUGUCUUUGGGCAAUUUAUGUAUAUGGUUUAUAACCCUUACACAGAAGCUUUGGCCUGGCUAGAAGCCACCUAGACUACAGCAGAGUUCGUGUACUAUUGCGACGUUUACCAGCUGUCAUGUGAUGACUGCCACAUGGGUUGUGCUAGAUGUGUUCAAUUAAAUGCAAAGAGUUUAAGUUAUGAGCUGAUCACAGCUUUUGGGAAAAGCAUUGUUCAAUCAGACAUUACAAAGGUGUUGGCAAGAAGUUAGUGUUGUUACUGGACUUUCUUGUGCUGCUAGCGCAGUAAAAUGUUUUGAAAAUGUCAGUUUGAAAUGCUCUAAUUCCCUGUUGUGCAAAAGACUCCGCCGUGGCUGACUAAUGGUGGCAGGUGUCCCUGUACCAGACAAGCUGACCCAGCUCUUUGCUUCCUUCCUGUGAUAUUUUAAUAAACCAGCAGCAAGGGCAAUGCAGCACAUACAUUUUAUUCAAAUGGAAAAAGAGGGCAGUAGCAGCUCUGUUUCCUGCCUCUUUUGAUGCUCUUGCUACAUGGUCUCGUCUCAUUUCUUUGCCAAUUACAGGAUAAAGGUUGUUAAUGAUUUUUUUUAGAAUUUAGUUUUCAAUGAAAUGUGCUCUCCUUAAUUUGUAACCUGAUCUAGAUCUGAGCCAGGAUCUCAUUAAUACCUCCACCAUAAAUUGAUUUUAAAAUCAAAGCUCUCAAAGUUGCAAAGCAUGGGGCAUCUGGUAUAGUACUGCAUUCUUAAAGGAAUAUCAUUUCCUUUACCUUUUCAAAUGUUGGCUAUGGCUAUGAAGAGGUGAAAAAAAAAACAGCUCUUGUAAAUCUUAUUUCAGCUUCUUAUGAAAAAGACAUCUUUGGGCAGUGUGGUUACCCUUCUUGUAUGCUGCUGCAUAUUGUCAAGGAUACUGGAGCCCACGCUGCACAAACCCUUUUCUUCUUAUACUUACCUUCAUUCUUCACAUUUUAGAUUCUUGAGCUGUGAUGCUGGAACAUGCAAAAACCAGAUUCACCUUUGACCUGAUGUGCCUGAUCUUUUGUCAUUCAUGCUUCACUAAGGAAGGUCUCUGUAUCAACAACUCAAUAAACAGAAACUCCACUAUUUCAGUGUUAUUUUAAAAUGUUGGAAAUAAGAAAGCAGGAGUUAGGGAACAAAUAGGACCAGAAGAGAGUUUUAAAAAUGACAAAGAUACAUCAGCCACACAUGCACUUCAGGCUUCAAGCUCCAAAUCUCUGCCUUGUCCCACCAUGAACUCUGUUCAGGCUCAACAGGCUAUGCUGCUGUGUCAUUCUAGCAGGGAUGUACUGUACAGGAUUAUAGGCACAAAACCUGCAAUGACAAUUUUGUUCACGUGAUAGAUUUAAAAAAUGGUGUAUAUUUUAUAAUAAAGUCUCAGUGUAAAAUUUUAUGAUUGAGAAUUUGUUUAAAAUGUUAAUAAAGAUGGUUCUUUUUAAUUUUUUAUUUACAAAUAAAAUAUUUUUGUGGCUGUUUCUUAUCUCUCUUGGCUGUUCCUCAUCAGGAGUUAGGUAACACCCCUGUACCUACAGUAUCUUUCUGGUUCUGUUGCCAACCAAGAAUACAUUUUCUCAUACACCCAACACUAAAUUUUAAGAAGCCCCUCUUUAACUACAACUAGAAAAAGCAAUCUGGAGAAGCAAUGUACUCUAGCAUGUUUGGAGAUACAGUAUCUGCAUCUAUUCCUGUAGGUUCACCAAGAUAGCUCAGCAAGGGAAUCUCUUCACAAAUGAGCCAUGAUGGUCAGAUGGGGAAAAUGCCUCACUCACGAGCUAUUCACUCGCUUAACACAUUUCAAUGGAGUUAGAAACAAAGGUUCUGGAGAGAUGAUAGUGAUUUCUGCACAUAAAAAGUUGAUAGAUACUACAUAAUCACCUUCUCUUCCUGCCAUUUAUCUUUUGCAUCCCUCCUCUAUCCCAUCUCCAGCUGUACAUGUGACCCCUUGGUCCUCUCUCAGCAUGGUCCAAGCCCCCUCCUCUUCUAGCCAGGAGGAUGGCCCUCAGCCAAGCGAGAUAAACCAAAUUUGCUUUGAAUAAAACACUACAAUCUUUUGUUUGCCUCAUCACAAGGUGUGCAAAUAACCUUAAACCUUCUACAACCUUGCCAUUAACCUCAUUGAAGAACUUCUCACAGCAGAAGACAUGAACAUUUGAUUUUCAAAAAAACUUGUACUGUAACUAGCCACCCUUGUCCCCACAAAUCAAGCCCACUUUCCCCUAAAAUCAAAAUUCUUAGUUAAAAAAUCCUUUCGGCAUUUGCCUUCAUCAAAA